Messenger RNA from Callorhinus ursinus (northern fur seal), 1162 nucleotides. It is a transcript of the gene SPMAP1, whose product is annotated as sperm microtubule associated protein 1. The record is from RefSeq and is a predicted model, not a curated record. Lineage: Eukaryota; Metazoa; Chordata; Mammalia; Carnivora; Otariidae.
GGGCUCUCCUGGUUUUUAAAAAAACUUUUGACAGGAGGAGGAGGAGUACUGGCUGAUGAAAACAAUAAGGUGGGGAGAAGUGCUUUAAGUGGACUUAGUGGGAAGUCGGGAGACCUGAAUUCUGGUUCUGGAUCUGCCACUAAAUGGAUUUAGGGAAUAUCCCAAUGUUUCUGAGCUUCAACUUAGAAUUAUGAAAAAUGAGAGUUGGAAGUAGAUGGUAUCUGAACUCUUUCUGAUCCAUUCUGGGUACCAGUUCUUCCCCGGAAAUGAGUUUAGUAAAUGUAUAUAGUAAGGAGGGGAGCGGGCAGGAGGAGGAGUGGGCCUGCGUUCGCACCCCUAAAUUCAGAAAUACCCUCUCCAAAAUCCAAUGCCUCCUGCAUUGGUCCCCUCUUAGUCACCCUUCGCCUCGGGGCCUUGCGAGUGACUUAACCCCACAGCCCUGAGAGCCUACCCUGUUGGGUGGGACGGUACGGUUUGUGUCACAGGAGUCUUUGACACCGCACCACGUAACAAUGCGACUAAUGCACAGGGGAGCCCCUGCCUAGCUAGGGCCCUCCACUCCCACCAGAAAGGCCCUUGGAGGCCGCAGUGGUUGGGAUGUCGCACUUGUGCGAGUGUCCUCUGCGGCUGGAGAAGAGCUUCGUCUUGGACGGCGUGGCGGUGAGCACCAAGGCCCGCGCCCAUGAGCGCCUGAGGCCCAAGCUCUGGUCGGCGAUUCCGCCCUACAACGCCCAGCAGGAUCACCACGCCCGCCGGUACUUCCAGAGCCACGUGGUUCCGCCCAUUCUGCGGAAAACCCAACAGGAUCACGGUGGCACAGGAAGAGACGGCUGGAUAGUGGAUUAUUUCCACAUUUUUGGGGAAGGACAGAGAUACCUGAACAGGAGAAACUGGGCAGGGGCAGGGCAUUCCCUCCAGCAGGUGACUGGGCAUGAUCACUACAAUGCUGAACUGAAAACGAUCAAGGGGUUCAAUGGUCGGUUUGGCUAUCGCCGGAACACCCCAGCCCUCCGCCAGCGCCCGUCUGUCUUUGGAGAGGUCACCCAAUUCCCUCUCUUCUAACAGCAUCUCUUUCCUUCCCACCCCUUGACCUGAAUAGAAGACGGAUGUUUAGAUGAAUUCUUAAUGCUAUUUAUAUAUAAACAAUGAUGUUAUUUGUGCC